Messenger RNA from Durio zibethinus, 348 nucleotides. RefSeq lists its product as uncharacterized. The record is from RefSeq and is a predicted model, not a curated record. Lineage: Eukaryota; Viridiplantae; Streptophyta; Magnoliopsida; Malvales; Malvaceae.
AUGGCCUCAGCAACAACAAGUUUUCGUUUCUUGACCAUGGCAAUCUUGAUGAUUGUCGGAACCCUUGUUUUCAGAGAUCAUAGGGUGUCAGCUCAGUGUGAAACUAGUAUUCCUAGCUUGAUAUCCCAAUGCUCCAAAUAUGUUCAAAAAUCAGGGCCAGAAGAACCUCCAUCCCAAAGUUGCUGUAAUGUUGUAACACAUCUUGAUAUUCCAUGCAUUUGCAAGUAUGUUACUCCUAAGGUAGAGGAGAUUGUUAGUGUAGAGAAGGUGAUGUUUGUAGCUCGAUCCUGUGGCCUAACUCUUACGCCUGGAAUGAAAUGUGGAAGUUUUGUUGUUCCACCUGUUUGA